AUUUUCUGUGUGAGAGAUAUGGAAGUCACUCAGGUGCUUCAUAUGAACGGUGGAGCUGGAGAUUAUAGCUACUCCAACAAUUCUCUUCUUCAGAGAAUCGUCAUAUCAAUGACAAAACCCAUAAUGGAAGAAGCUUUGACAAAUCUUUACGAUGCUAUGAACUUCCCUAAAACCCUAACCAUGGCAGAUCUUGGGUGUUCAUCUGGAUCAAACACUUUACUGGUGGCAUCGGAGUUCAUAAAGAUCUUAGACAAGAUAACCCAGAAAGUAGGUCAUGGUCAAUUGCCUGAAAUGCAAAUAUAUCUGAAUGAUCUCCCAAAUAAUGAUUUCAAUGCCAUUUUUGAUUCCCUAUCAAAAUUCCAUUUGAACAUUACGACACAAAUUACCUCCACUACGUCUUCUCCACCUUGCUACUUCUCUGGUGUAGCUGGAUCAUUUUAUACCAGGCUUUUUCCCAGCAACAGCAUUCAUUUUUUCCACUCUUCCUACAGUCUCAUGUGGUUGUCCCAGAUUCCUGAAUUUCAUAACACAAACAAAGGGAACAUAUAUAUGUCAAGAACAAGCCCAACAAGUGUAAUAAAAGCAUAUCGCGAGCAAUUUCACAAAGAUUUCCUCGUUUUUCUCAAUUGUCGUGCGAAGGAGAUGGUAAGUGGUGGUCGUAUGGUUUUGACGAUACUAGGGAGAAGAAGUUCUGACCCUCGUAGCAAAGAAUGUUGUUACAUUUGGGAGCUCUUGGCGACAGCCCUAAACGACAUGGUUUUAGAGGGGCUCAUAGAAGAAGGUAAAAUGGACUCCUUUGAUAUUCCACAAUAUGCUCCUAGUGCUAAAGAAGUCAGUACCGAAGUUGAGAAAGAAGGUUCAUUCGGAAUUGAUCGAUUGGAGGUUUCUGAAGUUAAUUGGGAUGCAUAUGCAGAUAAUUGUCCCAAUCCACCGAAGUAUGCGGAAAGAGCAUACAAUGUGGCGAAAUAUAUGAGAGCAGUGGCUGAACCUAUGCUUUUAAGUCACUUCGGAGAGUCUAUAAUAGACGAGGUCUUUCUAAGAUAUAAGAAUAUACUUGCAGAUCGAAUGUCAAAAGAGAAGACAACGUUUGUCAAUGUUACUAUUUCAAUGACGCGGAAAUGUUGAUAUUUUCAUGGUUUAAUAGAUAUGGUAUCAAUUUACUGUGAAGUUAGAAAUCUGAAAAUGUAUGGAUUAUCGAAUCCUCCUUAAUAAAUCAAAGUUUUUUUUUUCGAA
Messenger RNA from Lactuca saligna, 1233 nucleotides. The record is from the annotation of a GenBank genome assembly. NCBI's taxonomy places the organism in Eukaryota, Viridiplantae, Streptophyta, Magnoliopsida, Asterales, Asteraceae.